Prunus dulcis (almond) is the source of this 2830-nucleotide messenger RNA. RefSeq lists its product as uncharacterized. The transcript is spliced from 2 exons. NCBI's taxonomy places the organism in Eukaryota, Viridiplantae, Streptophyta, Magnoliopsida, Rosales, Rosaceae. Bases 322 to 1989 code for a protein of 555 amino acids. The record is from RefSeq and is a predicted model, not a curated record.
AAAAACAAAAAAAAGGCAAGAGUAGCUGAACGUUUUUAAAGAAAGAAACAAGAAGUGGGAGAGAAACCAGAAAAGAGGGGGAGAGACAGAGAAACGGGAGAAGGGGAAGAAGCAAGCAAGGAGGAAGCUCUUCCACCAUUGAAGGCCCUUAUGCCUUCUUGUUCAUCCAAUAUCUGCUAUCUGACAUCCAAGAGUAUUUGUUAAGAGAAGAACAAAAGCGACAACUCUAAGAAGCUUUGCAUAUCCGCUUCCUCCGUCAUUAUCACCAGAAUCUUCAAGACCGAAUUCAUCAAAGGUUGAGACACCUCUACCUUUACUAUAAUGGCUGAGCGUGCUAAUUUGGAACCUUCUUUGAGGGACUUUAUUGUGCCGCAAGCAAUUGUCCAACCAUCAUGCAUAAUUCAUUCAGAAAAUACAUUGGCCAACUUUGAGUUGAAAUCAGACAUGAUUCACUUAUUGCCCAAGUUCUUCGGCAAUCAUGAAGAUGAUCCUCAUAUGCAUAUCAAAGAGUUCUUUGAAGUCUGCUCAAUCAUGAAAAUUGGAGUAAUGAAUGAUGAGGAAAUAAGAAUGAGACUUUUCCCUUUCAGUUUGAAAGAUAGAGCAAAGGCGUGGUUUUAUUCCUUGCCACCCAACUCUAUCACAACUUGGGCAACCCUUGCUUCAAGAUUUCUACAGAAAUUCUUCCCAGCUCAAAGAACAAGAAAAAUUAGGAAAGAGAUUGUGGAGAUUCAACAAUUAGAUGGAGAACCCUUCCACGAGUAUUGGGAGAGAUACAAAAAACUUCUAAAUUCUUGUCCAAAUCAUAACAUCCCAGAAUGGCUCUUAAUGCACUGCUUUUAUGAAGGCCUUCUUGAUUUAGACCGUAUGAUUGUUGAUGUAACUUCAGGAGGUAGUCUCAUGAACAAGACUGUUGAGCAUGCUAGAGAAACGUUCGAGAAUGUUUCCAAUAAUUCUCUACACAAGUAUUGUGGGGAUUCAAAAAGAAAAAUCAAGAAAGAGAUUUUGGAGAUUCAACAAUUAGAUGGAGAACCCUUCCACGAGUAUUGGGAGAGAUACAAAAAACUUCUAAAUUCUUGUCCAGAUCAUAACAUCCCAGAAUGGCACUUAAUGCACACCUUUUAUGAAGGCCUUCUUGAUUUAGACCGUAUGAUUGUUGACGCAACUUCAGGAGGCAGUCUCAUGAACAAGACUGUUGAGCAAGCUAGAGAAACGUUCGAGAAUGUUUCUAAUAAUUCUCUACACAAGUAUUGUGGGGAUUCAAAAAGAAAAAUCAAGAAAGAGAUUUUGGAGAUUCAACAAUUAGAUGGAGAACCCUUCCACGAGUAUUGGGAGAGAUACAAAAAACUUCUAAAUUCUUAUCCAGAUCAUAACAUCCCAGAAUGGCACUUAAUGCACACCUUUUAUGAAGGCCUUCUCAAUUUAGACCGUAUGAUUGUUGACGCAACUUCAGGAGGCAGUCUCAUGGACAAGACUCCUAAGCAAGCUAGAGAAACGUUUGAGAAUGUUUCUGAUAAUUCUCUACAGUUCAACUAUAGAAGGUCUCCACCUAAGAAAUCUGAAGUUUAUGAGGUAAGUACACCUUCACAUUUUGAGGCUCAAAUUACUAAUUUGACUAAUUUGGUGAAACAAAUGAUGCAAGAAUCAUCCAAUGUGUGUUGCACUACACCAAGUCAUGUAAAUGAAGAUUGUCCUCAAGGUGCAGAACAACAGUCUUUUAAUGAUACCAUGAUGGAGCAAGCCUACGUUGUUGGACCAUAUCAAAACAAUCAAAGGACCAUAUCAGAAUAUAACCCUGCGUGCCACAACUGUCCCAAUUUCAGAUGGAGCGACAACCAGAAUGUUCAACAGGGGCCAGCUCAACCAUACCAUCAACAAAAUCAUCAACCUCAUGGUCAAGCUCAACCGUAUCAAGGUCAGAAUCCUAUUCAUCCACCUUAUGGUCAAUCUCAACAAUACAAUCGGGUUGGCCCAAGCCAAUCUUACCGGUAACCUUAUGAUUUCAAUAUUUUGCGUGUGCAUUUUCCUCAAAGCGAUCAAGAACUCCAAGAAAGAUCAACAUCUCAAAGAAAAGUAUAGUCCGCCCGCCAAUGAGGCCAAUAUUUGUCAUUUUGACAAAUUCAAAACUAGUAUAACGCUAAUUUUUUCAGAGUGAGAAAGAGAAUAUUUGAACUGAACUAAUACUUUUUAAUCUCAAUUAUCAAUAUCGUUUUGUGUUGUUGUAAUCUCAAUGAUCAAUAUUGUUUUGUAUUGCUUACAUGCAUAUUAAAUCUUGGCCGGCAUAUUUGUGUGGUUUUAUUACUUGGCCUAGGUUUGGAGAAACGACAGAAUUCGAGCUUGAAACAUAAUUAACUCAUAUUUGCUGGUAUUAUGAUUUUUUGUUUUCUACCUCUUCCGUCGGUUUUCGAUGGCACGUCCGGAGUUGUGGAUGCUUUUAAAGUGCUUUUUGCAAUCCUUGCUUGGAUUAUGGUAGCACUCUUUGUAGUUUGGGUGGCUUGUCCGCCACCAUUUUAUGUAUGUCCCUUUGGUUACCAGUUUCUCUUCGGUGGUCAUGGUCCUGUUCUGGUGGCGCAGCUGGUUGGUUUUGAGUGGUGCAGGAGGUCAAUUUCCCUUGCCUUCGGAUUUCCUAACUCUGUUUAAGUUUAUGUUGCCUUUUGGUUGUUUUGUGUCUUUUGUCUGUAGGGGUGCUCUGACUCUUUGAAGGUUCAUGACUGUAGUAGGCGUUUUGUCUUAUCUUGUUGUAUUUGGUUGAGCUCUUUUCUUGAGUUCUUGCUUUGUGUAACUGGGCAUUGCCUCCUAUUUUAUGAAAUAGGAUCUUGGCUAGAUUCAUUAA